Sitophilus oryzae (rice weevil) is the source of this 1499-nucleotide messenger RNA. RefSeq lists its product as uncharacterized. The record is from RefSeq and is a predicted model, not a curated record. Bases 365 to 1339 code for a protein of 324 amino acids. NCBI's taxonomy places the organism in Eukaryota, Metazoa, Arthropoda, Insecta, Coleoptera, Curculionidae. The transcript is spliced from 6 exons.
AAUGAUUGCGCCGCAUUCUAGUAGACGCAAGGUCGCCGGUUCGAUUCCGGCCUCGGACAUGGGUGUUAAAUGUAUGUGUGAGUCUGUAUUUGUCCAAUUUUAAAAAACGCUAAUUAAAUAACAAGAAAUAAGCUGGCUGAAUGUCGUAAUAGACAAGUGGCCAAAAAUAGGAAAAAAAAAAAAAUAAACAUAUAUUUAAUAAAGAGACAAGUGGCCAUAUUACAGAAUGAGAAGAAAUAUAUUUUAAAAUUAAGGCGGUCUUGGAAAAAGAAAAGAACAUUAAUAAUUAAAACCUAGCAACCAGAAUAAACAAAGUUGUUUCCAAGUUUUCCGAAAUUGUGAGAGACGUAGUUUUUUAUUCUCAAUGGAAACGAAAAAUAUGGAAACUAAAGAAAGCGUUUACACCAGCGGUGAUAAUGUUAGUGAGCCUAGCGAAUGUAGAGAUUUUCUAAUUUUAAAGAGUGGAGAAAGUAAAGAAACUAAGGAAAGAAUUAAAUUUGCGCGCAAUGAAAAUAAUGGUAGCGAUAAAGAAGUUAAAGUUUUAUGUUUACAAUUGUUUCAAGAUGAGCCUAUGGAUCUCAGAUCGCAUAGGCAAGAUUUGACUGCUAAUCAUCCUCCUUCACAGCAUGACGAUAGAAAUAAUCAACAGCCCACUUGUUCAAAGGAAACCCUAACUAUUUUACCCAUUAAAUCUAGAAAAAGGAAACAACGUUUAAGUCCCGAAUUUACCAAGAUCAAGGCACAAAUAUCGGGUCUAAAUUGGUCUCCAGUUCCGACUCAGCUCAAGUCUCAAACGUAUCCAGACCCGAAAAACCUUUGCCAGGAGGCUUUUGUCUAUGUCAACACCGACAUGGAGACUAUGAACGUGUUUAACAGGUUGGGAUCCAGGCAGGAAGAGGUGCUGCGAAUGGCCAAGUCGAUUUUUUCGAAAAGAACCCGUACUUUGUACCACUGGAUGUACCCCAAGGCGUCCAAGCAACAGGUUAAGCAAGUGGUGUACGAUACGUGGGAAACUAUGUCGCAUCUGGAAAAAAGCGUCUAUAUUGCUCAGGUUCUAGCAAAGUUGGGCUAUACUAAUGGAGAUCUGAUGGUCAACCCACAACUGGAACAGAUGAAACAAAUGUCUUCAGCCGCAAGCGUUACCGUCAAUCCUAAAACUAUCGAACUGCAGAACGCUAUAUCUAGUAUCAGCAAAAAUAAUUUACAGAAUGGCGAGGUUUGUCAGCGUUUAAAAAAACAGAAAACAGCGCCCAAAUCACAGCCAGCUGUAGAGUUCGAAGAUGAUCCGGAACUUAGUGAAGAGUUGGCAUAUUAUUCGGUGAUGUUUAAAGAGGAUUAGUGAAUUAAUGUUCACAUUAUUUUACUUAAGAAGACUUAAGGCAAAGCAAGUUGUAAAAACCUUAUGAACGAUUUUUUUUUAUUUGAGUUUGACUGUAUUUUAGUUGUACUUGUUCUAGUUAAAUGACAUACCUAUAAAUAAAUAUAAUUUCUGUUCGUAA